This is a messenger RNA of Colias croceus (clouded yellow), 1135 nucleotides long. RefSeq lists its product as uncharacterized. The coding region runs from base 212 to 1135 and encodes 307 amino acids. Gene Ontology annotation, molecular function: DNA binding. NCBI's taxonomy places the organism in Eukaryota, Metazoa, Arthropoda, Insecta, Lepidoptera, Pieridae. The record is from RefSeq and is a predicted model, not a curated record. Gene Ontology annotation, biological process: DNA recombination; DNA integration. The transcript has 2 exons.
UGCCCAACAUAGCGUCGCGUCCACCUCCGAGCAACAGUGCACGACGACCCCCCGACCGGACGUACCCGCCUUCGAAGACACCAGCUCCGCAGCGGAGGCAAUAAUCGACCAGGAUCAACCACAACCUACACAGAACUCUGAAGUUGGUUGCCGCGAAGCUUUCAGGCAAGCUUUACUAAGGAAAGGCUUGUCACCAAGUACGGUACAGAUAAUGUUAUCAUCGUUAUCUGAUUCUACCUACAAACAAUACGAUGGCUGCAUAAAGACAUGGAUAAACUACUGCAGUACCCACAACUAUAGCUACAUCUCUGCAUCUGUCCCUGUAGUUUUACAUUUUCUUACCGAUUUAUUUAAUAAAGGUGCUAAAUACGGUACCAUUAACUCCUAUAAGUCUGCCUUAUCAUUAAUUUUAUCUAAUUUAGAAGAUGAUAGGGUAAAACGCUUUAUGAAAGGAGUUUUCAAAUCGAGGCCAACAAAUCCUAAAUAUCAUAUAACCUGGGAUCCGAGUAUAGUUCUCGAACAUUUAGCCCAACAGUGGCCAAAUAAUGAACUCAGUUUGGAAACUCUUUCCAAAAAGACUGCAACUCUAUUGGCUUUGGUAACAGCGCAUCGAGUACAAACACUUGCUCUUAUUAAAUUAAAGGACCUUGAUAUAAGAGGCACAAGUGAAAUAAUAAUAAUGAUUUCAGAUUUAAUUAAAACUUCUAAGCCGUACUCGUUACAGCCUCUUUUAAGAAUUCCUUACUUCAAUAGUCGCUCGGAAAUCUGUCCAGCCAAAUGUCUAGAAUCGUACAUAAAUAAAACAUCAACACUUCGACAUAAUGAUCAUUUAUUUAUUAGUUUUAAAAAACCAUACUCAAAAGUUACCUCCCAGACGCUCAGUAAAUGGAUAAAGGACACGCUUCAUAACAGCGGAGUAGAUACUUCUAUAUUUAGUGCUCAUAGUACUCGCCAUGCGUCCACAUCCACUGCCAAUAGACUUGGGGUCAACAUUGAUGUUAUACGCAAAACUGCGGGAUGGUCUGAUUCUUCUGCAGUAUUUGCUAAGUUUUACAAUAGACAUUUAAUUACUGAUCCUACCAGCUUCGCUAAAACAUUGUUAUCUAAUAAUGAUUGUAACCUGCAAGAAAAAUAA